This is a messenger RNA of Hansenula anomala, 661 nucleotides long. Its product is annotated as emp24/gp25L/p24 family protein. Gene Ontology annotation, biological process: endoplasmic reticulum to Golgi vesicle-mediated transport; intracellular protein transport; Golgi organization. The transcript has 2 exons. Gene Ontology annotation, cellular component: COPII-coated ER to Golgi transport vesicle; endoplasmic reticulum; endoplasmic reticulum-Golgi intermediate compartment. Bases 23 to 661 code for a protein of 212 amino acids. NCBI's taxonomy places the organism in Eukaryota, Fungi, Ascomycota, Saccharomycetes, Phaffomycetales, Wickerhamomycetaceae. The record is from RefSeq and is a predicted model, not a curated record.
AAAAACCAAACCAAUUAGGGAUAUGAAGCUACAAAUCCUAUUUUUAUAUCUCUCAGUGGCAAACGCCUUCUAUUUUUACAUCCUUGGAGGUGAUAGAAAGUGUUUUUAUAAGGAGUUAUCUCAAGGUACUUUACUCUUAGGGAAAUACAAUGUCGAAGCUUUUGAUCCACAAUUAAAUCAAUUUAAACAAGCAGCUUCAAACGAGCUUGGGAUCAUCAUAGAUGUUGAGGAAGUUUUUGAUGAUAACCACAGAGUUGUCCACCAAAAGGGUUCUCCAACAGGUGAAUUUACAUUUACUGCUAUCGACAGUGGUGAGCACAGAAUAUGUUUCCAACCACAAUCACAAGGAUGGUUAGCCAAGACAAAGACUAAAGUUACUGUUGAUUUCGAAAUUGGUGACCCAGAAACAUUGGAUAGCAAAAAAACGGAACAUGUUCAAUCAUUGACAGGGAAAGUUAAAGCAUUGAAUAAAAAAAUUCUAGAUAUCAGAAGAGAGCAAGAAUUGACCAGAGAAAGAGAGUCCAAAUUUAGAGAUCAAAGUGAAUCUACAAAUUCAAAAGUUGUCAAUUGGUCUAUUAUUCAAUUAGUUGUUUUAGGAGCAACUUGUAUCUGGCAAUUAAAGCAUUUAAGAAGCUUUUUUGUUAAACAAAAGAUUGUAUAA